Molecule: messenger RNA, 4142 nt
Organism: Durusdinium trenchii
Lineage: Eukaryota; Dinophyceae; Suessiales; Symbiodiniaceae
Source: the annotation of a GenBank genome assembly
UCUUGUUUGUCUUGUCACGGACUUGUUAAUUCGCCGAAUUGCGGCUUGGAAGCAUGGAUCGAACCUGCAACUUGGAAGAAGGCCUUUUUGAGAGGACACUCAGUACACGCGACCCUUCACCAGAGGAAAACAUUGGGGCUUUGGGCUGGCUGGCUUUCAGCUGGUUUACACCCAUUGUCGACUUAGCCUUUCGACGUGACCAGGAGAACGGGAAGUUGGAGCCCACUGAUGUUUAUCCUCUAACGCGGAAGAACGUGGCAGCAAGACAGCUGGAGCGACUGGAUCAGCAUUGGCAGGUGGAGCUCCAGAAGGAGAAGCCGGCCCUCAUCAAGGCAAUGAAGAGAGCUUUUUGGAAGGAGGUGUUCGGCACUGCGUGGGUGAAGUUUAUCAACGACUGUCUGCACUUUGUUGGGCCGUUUCUAUUGAACAGGAUUGUCAACUUUGUGAAUGGCGUGGGCUUCGAAGGAGAAGAGCCUUUGUGGAUGGGCUACAUGUAUGCUAUUGGAAUGGUGCUGUCGUCAGGAUGUCAGGCAUUCCUGAUGGCGCAUUAUUUCCAAGGAGGUUACCAGACCGGCAUGCGAUUGAGAACUGGCCUGAUUCUGAUGUCUUACAGCAAGGCGUUGCGUGUAUUGCCAUGGGCAACGCCACCUCCGAAAGAGGAACCUCAAGAGCAGCAACCAAGGCGGUGUUGCAAAAAAACGCCUAAGAAGAAGCCACAACUUCCAACAGGUGGCAUGGGGCAAAUGACAAAUAUCAUUUCGGCCGACACGGACAAAUUCACCUUCUUGAUGCCCUACUUCAACCUGAUUUGGUCAUGCCCCUUGCAGAUUGUGAUUUGCUUCGUGAUGCUCGCCCACUAUGUGCAGUGGGCCUUGUUUGCUGGAGUUGGCGUCAUGAUCCUUUUCACGAUCCUGUCCAGCACCGUUGCAAACAAAGCUCGCAAAAUCCAAGCAGAAGCCAUGAAGGCAAAGGAUGAGCGGUUGAAGAUGGAAGUGGAGCUCUUGAAGAUCGUCAAGAUCAUCAAAUUCUAUGCUUGGGAGCUUGCAAUUGAAAACCGAGUGAAGGAGCUCAGGAACAAGGAGCUGAAAUUGCAACUUCGGUACAAGCUUUGGAAUGUGUUGCUUUUCCUUUCCUUCUCCUUGUCGCCUGUCUUGGUGGCACUGGGCACGUUCGCAUGCUACACGAUUUUGCAAAAGAAGAACUUGGACGCCGCCACUGCCUUCACUGCGUUGAGCCUCUUCAACAUCCUCUCCUUCCCACUAGGUGCCAUGCCCAUGAUGGCCCGUUUUUUCAUGGAGGCGGCAGUCGCUAAAGACCGCAUUGAAGCCUUCCUCCUUUCGCCUGAGGUCUCCAGACGGCCUUCUCCAUCAACUGACCCAAAAACGGCCGUGGAGUUGAAAUCCACGCAGUUGCAAUGGCCAGACAAGACGGUAUUGCUACAAGAGGUAGAUGUUUCUCUGAAGAAGGGCGAGAUGCUAGUAAUUGUGGGCAAGACAGGUGUUGGCAAAUCAGGGCUUCUGUACGCUAUUCUGGGCGAGCUUCCGAUUGCACCAGCAGAUGGGAAGGUCUGCUUGAGCGGUUCUGUGGGGUACUGUUCCCAGAAUGCUUGGAUCCGAAAUGCAACCUUGCGAGACAAUAUCACGAGCUCUUCAGCAAUUGGGCCUGAUUCUCGAUAUGAGGCAGUCUUGGAUGCGUGUGCCUUACGCGCGGACUUGGAUGUCUUGCCUGAGGGCGAUCAGACUUCGAUUGGCGACCGUGGCAUCAAUCUGUCAGGCGGGCAGAAGCAACGCGUGGCUUUGGCGCGUGCUGUUUAUGCCAACCCGGACAUCUACAUUUUGGACGAUGUGCUGUCCGCUCUAGACAGUCAUGUCACAACCCACAUUUGCAACAAUCUUCUUCGUGGACCGCUGCUGGCUGGGAAAACUGUGGUCCUCGUCACGCACUCGCCCAAAGCAGUGCCGUUGGCCACGCGGGUGAUGUGCUUGGAAGACAAGAAGGUGACCUUCAACGGGACUUACGAGGAGUUCAAAGGCUCUGGAGCAGUGAGCGACGAUGAACGACAAGUGUCUGAAAAAGGAAAGGAGGAAAAGAAGGAGGAGAAGGGAAAAGAGAAAGGUUCUGCAACAUCACCAAAGAAGGCGUCUGCAGCACCGCAAGAGGAGCGCCGCUCAGGAGCUGUCAGUUGGCAAGUCUAUGGCGCGUAUGCCAAAGCUUGUGGAGGAUGUCCAACUGUCGGCACUUUUCUUCUUGCGGUCGCAAUUUCAGAGGGCUCGAGGAACUUCUCCGAUGGCUGGUUGGCGCAUUGGAGUGGUACUGGAGGCAGUGCGGAUGGAAUCACGGUCUAUGCGUUGGCCGCUUUGGUUUGCCUCGUUACAGGCCUUCUUUACUCGACCACCCGGGUUUUGGUGGGCCAGCGCGGGUCCAGAGUCUUGCAUGAAAAAUGUCUGCACGCUUUGCUACGAGCUCAUAUGUCUUUCUUUGACCUGACCCCAAAUGGUCAGAUUCUGAACCGCUUAGCUGAGGACACCAAUAUUCUGGACUACAACUUGCCCCAAACGAUGUCUGCAAACAUCAUUUGGUUCUGGCGUGCUGCCAGCAUCGUUGUGGUGUGCAUGGUGGUUGGUUGGUAUUUGAUCUUCUUGAUGCUGCCAAUGUUCCUCUUGUAUGCUCGUUUGGCCAAGAGGUAUCUACCAGCCACACGCGACUUGCGACGGCUGGAUGCAGCUGCUCGGAGUCCCAUCUUCAGCCACUUCUCGGAGUCCAUGCAAGGCGUGUCAACGAUCCGAGCUAUGCAGCAGCAGGAUCAAGCUCUCCAUACAAACAUCAGCAGGCUGGAGACGCAGAUGGAAGCUUACUACCUCAGCAAUACGGCUGCUCGCUGGCUAAGUCUCCGGCUGCAAUUCAAUGGCACCAUCUUAGUGGGCGCAGUCAGCAUCCUUGGCAUUUUCUUGUCAACCGGCCCAAACAAGGCCAGUGCUGGCUUAAUAGGCUUGGCCAUCACCUAUUCGCUGCGACUCACUGACACACUCAACCAGGUCAACAGAGAGAGCGCUGACCGGGAAACACAGAUGGUAUCGGUUGAGCGUGUGCAGAAUUAUGUGACCAAUGUCAAGCAGGAAAAGGCAUUGCGGGUUCGAGAUUCAGUCGGGCCAUCUUGGCCAAGUCAGGGUAACAUCCAAGUUGAGAACGUCAGGAUGCGGUAUCGCGAUGGUCUUCCCAUUGUGCUUGACGGCAUUUCCCUUGAUAUCAAAGCUGGUGAAAGAAUUGGAAUCGUUGGCCGAACAGGCUGUGGAAAGUCGUCCUUCCUCUCAACAUUCCUUCGGCUGGUCGAACUCGAGGAGGGUCGCAUUACAGUGGAUGGUGUGGACAUCAGCAAAAUCGGUUUGCACGAUCUUCGAGAGAAGGUGGCGAUGAUUCCUCAGGACCCUGCGAUUCUCACUGGCAGCGUUAGGUUCAACCUGGACCCAUUCGGAGACAAAACGGAUCAGGAGCUUUGGGAGGUAAUAGAAAAGUCUCAACUGAAGCCUCGCAUCGACAGUGCAGGUGGACUGGAUAGCAAGGUUGAGGAAGGUGGCGGCAAUUAUUCAGUUGGAGAAUUGCAGCUCCUUUGCCUCGCUCGUGCUUUGCUGCGGCGUCAGGAGUCUGGUGGUUUGUUGCUGCUUGACGAGGCGACAAGUGCUUUGGAUGCAGAGACCGACCAAACAAUUCAGAAGGUGAUCCGGUCUGACUUCAAGUGCACGAUCAUUACGAUUGCCCACCGAAUCCAGACAUUGAUGGACUAUGACAAGGUUGCAGUGUUCGAGGGUGGCAAAGUCGUAGAGUUCGAUCCGCCCCAGGAGCUGAUGAAGAAGCAGUCCAAGUUUCAAGCUCUUGCCAAAGACGGUGGUGCAAUGUAACACUGAGCCACGAGCUUGAACUUUCCGAGUUUGAUCCACUUUCGUUACCUUUUCGCUGAGCGUUGCUUGGCCAUUUGUAAACAUGUUUGAUCGGACUGUGAAUUGCAGUUCGUAUCUAAUGUUUUGACCCGACUUCCUUUCCAGACUGAAUUAUCGUAAAGAAUGCAGAGCACAUUGUGGGGGCCGAAUGGACCUAACUCACAAGUGCUUGGAUUCAAUUGAUUGGAACAGAAAAGAUAUAUAGUC